GGGGACAUCCUUCUGGCCAUCUUUUAGCGCCUGCAUCCAGUGCAUCUUUUCUGGGGAUAUAUUCUUACUAGACUGACAGUCCUUAAGUCAAGCAUGCAGUGAGGGUGUUAAGGGAUGGAAGAAGCGAGUCUGUGCCUUGGAGUGUCCUCAACGGCACCGGAAGCUGAGCCUCACUUGAGUGGCCCAGUCCUCAAUGGCCAGUAUGCCAUGAGCCAGAAGUUGCACCAGAUCACUUCCCAGCUCAGCCAUGCCUUUCCUGAGCUUCAUCCGCGGCCCAACCCAGAGGAGAAGCCACCUGCAGCCCUUGAGGAAAAGGCCCACGUACCCAUGAGCGGACAGCCCAUGGGCAGCCAAAUGGCAUUGCUGGCCAAUCAGCUGGGCCGUGAUGUGGACAACAGCCUCAAUGGGCGUGUGGACCUGCAGCAGUUCCUCAAUGGGCAGAACUUAGGCAUCAUGUCUCAGAUGAGUGACAUUGAGGAUGAUGCCAGAAAGAACCGGAAGUAUCCCUGUCCUCUGUGUGGCAAGCGUUUCCGGUUCAACAGCAUCCUCUCCCUGCACAUGCGCACUCACACUGGCGAGAAGCCAUUCAAGUGCCCCUACUGUGACCACCGUGCAGCCCAAAAAGGAAAUCUCAAGAUUCACCUCAGGACCCACAAGCUGGGCAACCUGGGGAAAGGGCGCGGGCGGGUGCGUGAGGAGAACCGACUGCUGCAUGAGUUAGAGGAGAGGGCCAUUCUGCGGGACAAGCAGAUGAAGGGCACUCUGAUGCAACCGAGGUCUGAUCUCAAGCCCUUGGCACAUGCCCAACAGGCUCCAUUGGCCACCUGCAAUUUAGCCUUGCCCCCCAACCACAGUGUGCCCGAUGUAGCCCACCCGGCACCUUCUCCCAAGCCGGCCAGUCUGCAGGAGGAUUCGGUGACCCCGGCUGCUGGCUUCAGAUGCACCUUUUGCAAAGGCAAGUUUAAGAAGCGCGAGGAGCUGGACCGCCACAUCCGUAUUUUGCAUAAGCCGUACAAGUGCACAUUGUGUGACUUCGCGGCCUCACAGGAAGAGGAGCUCAUCAGCCACGUGGAGAAGGCACACAUCACUGCGGAGUCGGCCCAGGGCCAGGGUCCCAAUGGUGGUGGAGAGCAGUCGGCCAACGAGUUCCGCUGUGAGGUAUGCGGCCAGGUGUUCAGCCAGGCCUGGUUCCUGAAGGGCCACAUGCGCAAGCACAAAGACUCCUUUGAGCACUGCUGCCAGAUCUGUGGUCGGCGCUUCAAAGAGCCUUGGUUCCUGAAGAAUCACAUGAAGGUCCACCUCAACAAACUGUCGGUGAAGAACAAGUCCCCCACCGAGCCUGAGGUGUCAGUGCCCAUGGGUGGCCUGUCCCAGGAGGCCCAUGCCAACCUGUACUCAAGGUACCUUUCCUGCCUGCAGAGUGGCUUUAUGGCCCAGGACAAAGCCAGCCUGAGCGAGCCCACCCAGCUCUAUGGCAAAGGGGAGCUCCCUGCCAAGGAGAAAGAGGUUCUGGGAAAGCUACUGUCCCCCAUUUCCAGUAUGGCUCACAGUGUCCCGGAGGGAGACAAGCACUCCCUCCUGGGCUGCCUCAACCUUGUGCCACCACUAAAAUCCAGCUGUAUCGAACGGUUGCAGGCAGCUGCCAAAGCUGCAGAAAUGGACCCAGUGAACAGCUAUCAGGCCUGGCAGCUCAUGGCCAGGGGCAUGGCCAUGGAACAUGGCUUCUUAUCUAAAGAGCAUCAGCUCACGCGCAACCACGAAGACACUUUGGCAAACGCCGGAGUUCUGUUUGAUAAGGAGAAGCGGGAGUACGUGUUAGUGGGAGCAGAUGGCUCCAAGCAGAAAAUGCCUGCUGAUUUGGUUCACAGCACUAAAGUGGGCAAUCAGAGAGACCUGCCAAAUAAGCUCGACCCUCUAGAAGGCAGUCGGGAAUUUUUGUCACAUGGGCUCAACCAGACGCUCGAAUACAACCUACAGGGUCCUGGGAACUUGAAGGAGAAGCCCACUGAGUGCCCGGACUGCGGACGGGUGUUCCGCACCUACCACCAGGUGGUCGUGCAUUCUCGUGUUCACAAGCGGGACCGCAAGAAUGAUGAGGAUGUUCUGCACGUGGGCGUGGGCCUGGAGGAGCGGCGUGGCUCAGGCAGCGACCAAGAGUCCCAGUCGGUGAGCCGCUCCACCACACCCGGCUCCUCUAAUGUGACUGAGGAGAGUGGGGCUGGAGGUGGCCUGUCGCAGACCGGGAGCGCCCAGGAGGACAGUCCACACCCCUCUUCACCAUCUUCCUCAGGUCACAGGCCUUUCCAGUGUCACUACUGUCCCUACAGUGCCUCACAGAAGGGAAACCUGAAGACCCACGUCCUCUGCGUCCAUCGAAUGCCUUUUGACAACAGCCAGUAUCCCGAUCGCAGAUUCAAACGUUCCAGGGUCGACUCGGAGGCUUCUGGGAAUUUUGAGGAGGCUGCAACUGUCAAGGCGGGAAGCUUUGCCGAGCUCACAGAUGAGAGAGGCAAGGGCCAGGAGGAGGGCAACUGA
Molecule: messenger RNA, 2535 nt
Organism: Peromyscus eremicus (cactus mouse)
Lineage: Eukaryota; Metazoa; Chordata; Mammalia; Rodentia; Cricetidae
Gene: Znf536
Product: zinc finger protein 536
Exons: 3
Coding region: 115-2535 (806 amino acids)
Biological process (GO): regulation of DNA-templated transcription
Cellular component (GO): nucleus
Molecular function (GO): RNA polymerase II cis-regulatory region sequence-specific DNA binding; DNA-binding transcription factor activity, RNA polymerase II-specific
Source: RefSeq, a predicted model, not a curated record